AUGACGUCUGCAUCUGCCACAAUGGCCUGGAGAGCCGGUCUCCGGGCUCGUUCGCUCCCCGCAGCCCGAUGGUCGCAACGCCCAUCGGCAUUGCUACCGAAGCGAGCCGAGCGCUUGCCUGGUGCUGUGCGCUAUGCUUCGGACUCGGCUCCUGGUACAGCUACCGAGCCCGUGAAGGAGGCUGCCAAGGAGCUGCCUAAGCGCGCAGCUCGUAAAUCCCGGAAGGGUCUUUAUGGCACCUCGUUCGCUCUGGCACUUUUGGUGGGCUACAUCUAUGGAACUGAUACCCGGGCUAGCAUCCACCGCUAUGCUAUGGUGCCUUUGAUCCGAAUGCUGUAUCCCGAUGCGGAGGAGGCGCAUCACUUUGGUGUGGAAAUCUUGAAGUCGCUCUACGAAUACGGAAUGCACCCCCGGGAACGUGGUAACCCCGAUGCCGACGGUGCUCUGGCUACUGAGGUCUUCGGCUACACCCUCUCCAACCCCAUCGGUAUCUCCGCCGGUCUGGAUAAGCACGCCGAUAUCCCCGAUGCCCUGCUCGACCUCGGUCCCGCCAUCGUCGAGGUCGGCGGUACCACCCCGCUGCCUCAAGACGGAAACCCCAAGCCCCGAGUCUUCCGCCUGCCCUCCCAACACGGAAUGAUCAACCGAUACGGCCUCAACUCCAAGGGUGCCGACCACAUGGCCGCCGUCCUAAAGCAGCGUGUUCGCGACUUUGCCUACGCCGCUGGCUUCGGUGACCACGAGGGGUCUGAGCAGCAUGUCCUGAACGGAGACGCUAAUGUUCCUCCUGGCAGUCUGGUCCCGGGCAAGCUGCUCGCCGUGCAGGUAGCUAAGAACAAGCUCACACCGGACGGUGACAUCGACGCCAUCGCGCGCGACUACACCUACUGCGUGGACCGUGUUGCUCCCUACGCUGAUAUCCUCGUCGUGAAUGUCUCCAGCCCUAACACCCCCGGUCUCCGCGAUCUGCAAGCCGCUGCACCCCUCACAGCUAUCUUGACAGCCGUCGUCGGCUCAGCUAAGAGCAUCGACCGUAAGACUAAGCCCUUCGUCAUGGUCAAGGUCAGUCCCGAUGAGGACUCAGACGAGCAGAUCUCUGGUAUCUGUGAGGCAGUUUGGAACUCCGGUGUCGAUGGUGUGAUCGUCGGUAACACUACCAACCGCCGACCUGACGCUAUUCCUAAGGGUUUCGCUCUCCCUGAGAAGGAGCAACAGACUCUUAAGGAGACGGGCGGUUAUUCCGGCCCGCAGCUCUUUGACCGCUCCGUUCCUCUGGUCGCUCGUUACCGCGCCUUGCUUGACCAGGGUCCGCCAUCCGAGUCUGCUGAUGCCGCUCAGCAGCCACGCAAGGUGAUCUUUGCUUCUGGUGGUAUCACCAAUGGACAGCAGGCACGUGCUGCCCUUGAUGCCGGUGCCUCUGUUGCAAUGAUGUACACUGGUAUCACAUAUGGCGGUAUUGGUACGGUGACCCGCGUCAAGGAGGAGAUGCGUGAGCUGCUGAAGAAAUAA
Penicillium pulvis is the source of this 1509-nucleotide messenger RNA. RefSeq names its product dihydroorotate dehydrogenase 2. Gene Ontology annotation, cellular component: mitochondrial inner membrane; cytoplasm. Lineage: Eukaryota; Fungi; Ascomycota; Eurotiomycetes; Eurotiales; Aspergillaceae. Gene Ontology annotation, biological process: pyrimidine ribonucleotide biosynthetic process; 'de novo' pyrimidine nucleobase biosynthetic process. Gene Ontology annotation, molecular function: dihydroorotate dehydrogenase activity. The record is from RefSeq and is a predicted model, not a curated record. The transcript is spliced from 2 exons. The coding region runs from base 1 to 1509 and encodes 502 amino acids.